UGGCUGCUCCGGCCCGUCGUGCUCAGUGCUCACCUUUGCAGCGGCUUCUCUAUAUAUAUGCGCGCUCGGUGGUGGACUCACGAAGCAGCACACACCAAAAACUGACGGAGGAGGAAGACGAUCGACAAAGCUUGCACUGCGCGAUGGAUCCAUCAAUGGCGGUGACAAAGAUCUACGUCGUGUACUACUCGACGUACGGCCACGUGGCGAGGCUGGCGGAGGAGAUCAAGAAGGGCGCCGACUCCGUGGCCGGCGUCGAGGCGACCAUCUGGCAGGUGGCGGAGACGCUGCCGGAGGAGGCGCUGGCGAAGAUGCACGCGCCGGCGAAGCGCGAGGAGCACCCGGUGAUGGUCUCGGGCAGGCAGCUGGCGGACGCCGACGGCGUCCUGUUCGGCUUCCCGGCGCGGUUCGGCAUGAUGGCGGCGCAGAUGAAGGCGCUCUUCGACUCCACGGGCGGCCUGUGGCAGGCGCAGGCGCUGGCGGGGAAGCCCGCGGGGUUCUUCUUCGCGCUCGGCACCCAGGGCGGCGGCCAGGAGGAGACGGCGCUCACCGCCGUGUCGCAGCUCGCGCACCACGGCAUGGUGUUCGUCCCCGUCGGGUACACGUUCGGCGAAGGGAUGUUCGACAUGGACGAGGUCAGGUGCUGCAGCCCCUACGGGUCCGGCACCUUCGCCGGCAAAGACGGGAAGAGCAGGCUGCCCAGCGACGCCGAGCUCCAGAUGGCCGCGCACCAGGGCAGCUACUUCGCCGCCUUCGCCAAGAAGCUCAAGGCCGGUGCGGGCGUCGUCGCCUGAGCUCUGCCGGAGUAGAGCUCUCUCUGUUUCUGUCCUCUCCUCUGCUCGAGUAGUGCCGGCCCAUCCAUGCAGUGCUGCUAGCUGCUCUUGUUUGUGGAAAUAAAAUAAUCUGCCGGCGCGUUCAAGCCAUAAUUUAAUGAACAAUAUUUUCAGUCAUGGUUUUUCAGAGAAGCAAACAUGCUCAGGAUUAGACAAA
Molecule: messenger RNA, 990 nt
Organism: Sorghum bicolor (sorghum)
Lineage: Eukaryota; Viridiplantae; Streptophyta; Magnoliopsida; Poales; Poaceae
Product: NAD(P)H dehydrogenase (quinone) FQR1
Exons: 2
Coding region: 144-794 (216 amino acids)
Molecular function (GO): FMN binding; NAD(P)H dehydrogenase (quinone) activity
Source: RefSeq, a predicted model, not a curated record